AAACCUAAUAAAGAGGUUUGCAUUAUCUGUUUCGACGACAUUGAUUCUGAUCUCAUGCUUUCAGUUGAUCAAUGCGGUCAUCGAUUUUGUCUCAACUGUGUGAAACAUCAUAUAGAGUCGAAGCUUCUUGAUGGAACGAUACCGAACUGUCCUCAGCAUCGCUGCAAGUCUCAGCUAACUAUUGAAAGAUGUGGCAAGCUUUUGACUCUAAAGAUGAGUUUAAUGUGGAAACAGAGGAUUAAAGAGGACUUAACUCCUUUUACAGAGAGGGUUUAUUGUCCAUACCCAAGAUGCUCGUAUCUAAUGUCCAAAACCGAACUAUCUUCAUCUUGUGAAUCAGUAGGAUUUAGGACAUGCUUCAAGUGCAAUGGCUCCUUCUGUAUCCACUGCAAAGUUCCAUGGCAUAGUAUGCUAUCUUGCACCGAUUACAAGAAAUCGCGUCGUCUUAAUGAUGACGGAGAGCUGAUAGAGAUUCUGGCGAAAAAACUUCAAUGGCGUCAAUGUGUCAAGUGCCAACAGAUGAUUCAACGUUCUGAUGGAUGCGGCCGCAUAACAUGCAGGUGUGGACAUGUUUUUUGUUACGAUUGUGGAGCUGAUUGGUACGGCUUAUUCCAUAAAGGUUGCUAUUCUCGGUUGGAGCAUAGAAUUAGUGUG
Molecule: messenger RNA, 654 nt
Organism: Thlaspi arvense
Lineage: Eukaryota; Viridiplantae; Streptophyta; Magnoliopsida; Brassicales; Brassicaceae
Source: the annotation of a GenBank genome assembly